UGGUUAAUUUUGUUUGUAAUACCUUAAAAUAGUAACAAGGAAUAUCCAGUUUAAACAUGCUUUGUUAUGAAAAUUUAAUAAUAUGCUGACCCGCAGCUUUGGCUGUUGUUUACUUGGAUCAGGAGGACAGGUCAUUAAACAUUCUUUAGGUCAAAUUAAACAUUUCAAGCAAUUAACAAAGUUUAAUGAACCGUUUUUGCUGGAUUCAAUUAUGAAACAUUCAUUUACAGUAUGUGUGGAAGGAAAUAUAGCGAGUGGAAAAACCAGGUUGCUGGAAUAUUUUAAGAAAUUUUCUCCCAUUGUAGAGGUUUUAGAAGAACCAACACAAAAAUGGAGAAAUAUAGAAGGACAUAAUGCUUUGGCCAAAAUGUAUGAAGAUCCAGGUAGAUGGGGUGCUGUAUUUCAGUCAUACUCACAGCUGACAAUGACACAACUUCACACAAAACCACAUACCUGUCCUGUAAAAAUAAUGGAGCGGUCAUUACAUAGUGGACGUUACUGUUUUAUAGAAAACCUACAUAAGAGUAAAGUUAUGCCUGACUUAGAUUAUGUUGUUCUGACACAGUGGUUUGAUUGGUUGACAAAGUCCCAUGAUAUAAAAGUUGAUCUCAUUGUUUAUCUAAGAACUCGGCCAGAAGUUGUUCUAGAAAGAGUAAAAUCACGUCUUAGACCAGAAGAACAAUGCAUUCCUCUUAAGUAUUUAGAAGAUCUACAUAACUUACAUGAAGAAUGGUUGAUAAAUAAUGCCUCAAUUCUGUCUCCUGCUCCAGUUCUGGUGUUGGAUGCCAAUCAAGAUUUACCAAGUAUGUACAAAGUAUUUGAAGAAGAAAAGGCCAAAAUAUUAUUUGGUCUCGCAGCUAGUUGAUACCUGAAGCAGUAGGUGACUGCUUACUAGGUUCAUAUAUUGUGAGAAUGUGAGCAAAGGUUAAAACAGGAAGUUUAGAGAUUAUACAAAUGGUUUAUAGGCUAUGGAACAGGUUUAGUGAUUAUUCUUCUGAUUUAGAAAAUGAGAAAGUUUGUUAGAAGAACAUUUGGUGUGACGGGAGUUUUGUGACCUCAACAGAUUUUUAUGAGUUAUUGUUAAAUAACCAUAAAAAGAGUCAAUGUAGCAAAUACUUAUAAAACGUUUUGCACAGUAUUACUAUGGACCAAAAAAAAGAGAGCUGGGAUGCAGAAUUUGGAAUCAGUUUUAUUAGGCAGCCAUAUUUGACUGUAAUCAGUCUUGUAUACAGUUUCUCAGGGUGCUCAAUCAUUCAUUUAGUCAUUCAUUUUGUAAAGAAUUAUGAAUGAAGGACAUUUUUAUAUUGUUUUUACACAUAUUAAUUUUGUAAAGAUGUUGUUUUGUCAAUAUGUUAUCAAAAUUAGAUAGAAGUGUUUCAAAUAAAAUCUGUUAUUUGAAAAUGAUCUGAUCAAUUAAUUGUGUCACAGAUUUGAUCAUUGUGCUCUUUGGCUGGUCACCAUCAGAUUGCCUUACAAUAAUUUAUAACCAUAUUUUUACUUUUUACCUCACAUAAACAUGAUAAAGAAAACAUGUUUAAUUAUGAAUUUGUAAUAAAGAUAUCUGAUACCAUUACGUAUAAACAGUUGUUUGCAAUAUAACCCCUGCCUAGUGACUCAGGUUAUAUAACCAUUUAUACUUACUUACUUAGACAUUCAACCGGUCAGUCAUCUUAAUAACUUAUAAUAUUCAGGGCUGCUGUAUAUUCAUGAAGUACUUUUGAUUUUCCUCAAACAUGCAAAUUGUGUUGUAUCAUGUUUUAUUAUAAAGGUUUGAUAGGUUAAAAUUAAUGUCUGCAUGUAAACAUAUGUAUUCAGUUGUUCACAAUACAGCACUUUUCGUGUAUACAUAUGUAUCAGCUGUUUGCCAUAUAACACUUACCUAGUGGUUUGCUGGGUUAUAGAUGCUUACAACCAUUUGUUCUGAGCCAUAUAACCUGUCAAAAAUCUUACUUAUAUACAAUCAUAUAAACAGAAAUACUUAGAUGUGUCAAUUAUGUUACAUUUAGAGAGAUUUUAUGAUUUUUAAGAAUUUUAAAGGCAUUUUAACUUGACUCUUUGCAGUAUACAGUAUUUAUUCAACAAAAUUUUACAUAGAUUACACAAUGCGUGAUUAGAAUUGUGCUGGUAUGAAUGUUUUUGGUCAGCCAAAAUUUAUGUUUUUUUCCUUAAGUAAUUCAUGUAGGCGUCCUCAAGUAUUCCUCUAUAAGUUAUGCUUAUAAAUUAUCCAUUAUGUACUUUAACAGUGUCUGCAUUACUGAAAAUCCUGCAAAAAUAUUAGAAAUUAACUCAAAAUAAUAAUUGUGUACACAUGUACUAAUAUGUGUGAUUCAAGCUUAGUCAUAUUAAGGUUUUUAAUAUCUUUUGAGAAGAACUGUUGGUGCAUAUGGUAUGAUUACAGAUGUAUCUUGGUCUAUGUAACAGGGCUAUUGUAUGUUGUCUGUAAUUAUCAUUCUGCAAUCUUUAUGUUUAUUGAAUUAUAACCUCACUUGUUAUUGUAUGGUUAGAAUAUGAAAACUUUGACUGAAAAAGGCAGAGAUUUAAUUAAGUAAGUUUUAUUUUAGUUACAUUUUUUAGAAUAAUAUGGAGAAAGUGGAUCAAAAUUCUAGUAACCUGUUACAUUGACAACUCAACUUGAGCUGUUGUGUUCAGAAUUUAAACAAAUCUCAUUAGUUACAGUUCAUAUAUCAUUUUUUAUCAGAGUUCUUAAAUUCUAUUUGAAAGAUUCUGCUUUUUAUUGAUGUAACAAAUAUUAAUUAAUUGUAAUUUGAUAUGGUCAGUGUUUUCUGUAAUAUCUUAAAAAAGAAAUUCAGGGGAUCUUAGAAAAGUGCAAGAUGUAUGUAGUUAGUGUAUAAUUUUGAUCUUUUUAACAGGUCUACCUGGGACACUUUUAAAGUAAUUCUAUUGUAUAAAUGUUUUAGUAAUUUUAUUGUCGAUGUUCAUUGUGAAUGUUUAAAAAGAAUUUUACUUUAUUGAAAAUAUCUUGUUGUCUUAUUGUUUUGAAAUAAAACAGAAUUUGCCAUAAUUGAA
Ruditapes philippinarum (Manila clam) is the source of this 3027-nucleotide messenger RNA. Its product is annotated as thymidine kinase 2, mitochondrial-like. Gene Ontology annotation, cellular component: cytoplasm; mitochondrion. NCBI's taxonomy places the organism in Eukaryota, Metazoa, Mollusca, Bivalvia, Venerida, Veneridae. Gene Ontology annotation, biological process: nucleobase-containing compound metabolic process. The record is from RefSeq and is a predicted model, not a curated record. The transcript has 10 exons. Gene Ontology annotation, molecular function: ATP binding; deoxynucleoside kinase activity. Bases 83 to 865 code for a protein of 260 amino acids.